UGGUACAUUUCACAGUAUGGCAUCAGAUGCUUCCCUUGUUAGCUUUAAGGAAUUCAGCCCACUAUAUUACGUCCUCAAUGCUAUUCCUACUAAGAUCCAGAAGAGCUUUCGAUCUGUUGUGGUUUACCUUACAGCACUGGAUGCCAACAAGGACUACAUAGCUGUGGGCAGCAGCAUUGGAAUGCUUUAUCUUUAUUGUCGACGUUUUAACCAGAUGAACAAAUAUAAUUUAGAGGGAAAGACAGAGUCCAUCACGGUUGUUAAGUUGUUAAGCUGCUUUGACGAUCUUGUUGCUGUUGGAACAGCAUCGGGCAGAGUGACUGUUUUUCAGCUUGUCUCUCUAUUACCAGGAAGAAACAAGCAGUUGCGAAAGUUUGAUGUUGUUGGCAUCCACAAAACCAUCAUUACAGCACUGGCUUGGAGUGCUAAUGGAAUGAAAUUAUUCUCAGGAGACGUAAAAGGCAAAGUUGUAUAUUCUGCUCUUGAUGUGGACCAGGGUCUUUGCACUCCCGUUUUAGUCCUGGAGGAGCCUUCUCCUAUUGUACAGUUGGAUUACAGCCAGAAAAUACUGCUCGCUUCUACAAACCAAUGUAGUAUGCUUUACUACUGUGAGGAAAAAAUGGUUAAACAAGUUGGAAGUCAGCCAAGAAAAAGUAACGGUAAAUUUGGAGCAUGCUUCAUACCUGGGCUAUGCAAACAGAGUGACCUUACACUGUAUGCAGUAAGACCUGGACUUCGCCUUUGGAAGUCAGAUGCUCAUGGAACUGUUCAAGCUACAUACAUUUUAAAAGAUAUGUUUGCUGGUGGAGUAAACACUUUUGAGUUGUACCCUCGAUCAGAAUCCCCUACAUCAGGGGGUUACAGACCUCCAGAGAGAUGCCUUGGUUUAGUGACUUGUUUUUUUCAGGAAGGGUGUGUACUGAGUUGGAAUGAAUAUAGCAUUUAUGUAGUGGACCUGGUAAACCAGACAGUGAUUGGUGGCUUGGAAGGGCCAGGUGACAUCGUAUCUGUGUCUUGUACAGACAAUGAAAUAUUUUUAUUAAAGGGAGAACGUGACAUCAUACGGAUUUCAAAUAAGCCAGAAGGACUGGCAUCUGCAGUUCCAGACACUAGUCCAAGAGUAUGGAGUCCACUUGCUGCGGCUUCUUCACCUGUGAUGUCUACUGCUUUUGUGGAAACUGCCCAGAAAAUAAGAACAAUACCAGUUUUGCCUGAAUCUGCCACAGGAAGUUCUAGAGAUGAUGCUGGUGUUCCAUUAUUAUCAGUUGACAGUCAGAAUACAGUAACUGAAUCAGAGAAAAUAGUAGUAGAAAGGGAAGACACAAAAUGUAACAUGGGUGACUCUGAGACAAGAAAAUGCUUUCCUGCAGCAGCCAGCGAAUCCAGGAGUCGGAGCAAUUCCGUCAAUUCUUGCGAUAGUGGUUCCAGUCAAGUAAGUACUGUGGACAAGACAUCAACAGAAAUUUCAACUGACAGUGUGCCAUCAUCACAGAGAUUCAGCAUGAUUAGCGAUGAAGAGUUCAACCAGAAACUUGUUGUGCGGUCUAUUAAAGUUAAAAAGAAGAGGAAGAAAAAUCAAGAAAAUGGAAACCGAAAAAGGGGUAUCAGCUCUUCUGAAAGCACUCCAAGUUAUGACCGACAGCUCUCGAGUGAUCAUUGUACCAUUGACUUUCUGUCUGACCGAACAAGCCUUCUAAGCAGCAGUGCUGACCAAUUAAACAUGGACUCCCCAGACAGAGACAGCAUCAUCAGCUAUGGGUCUCAUGGUAUCAUACAAGAUGAUAGUCUUAAUGCAUUAUGCCCAUUACAGUUUCAGGAAUCCUUUUCCAGGUUGGGAGAUCAUGUCAGCACAACUGACAAUAUUUUGCAUUCCAGAAAUUUGAACCAAAUGCACUCCUCCAACAGUACAAGUGUUGUUCUUUCUUCAGCAGAUUUUCAGAGCAAUGGGAUUUUAGAAAGUGUUUUGCCAUCCCUUGAACAAAGGGAAGGGAGUGUGCAGUCUUCCACAGAAGAACUUGGUAUCAAUGGCAAAUUGGAUUAUAUUGAUAACACAUUGCGUACAACACUUCCAUGUGGACUUCAUGGGCCAUCUGCAGUGCCAGACACUGUAGAUGAGAUGGAAGCUGUAUUGACUACUUCUGGUGAGUGUGAAGAUGGAGCUGUGUUGGACAUGGUGCAAAAAAGCAAUUCUGUUGAGUCUGAGGAGCUAGAUUCUGUUCCAGUGUGUGUGCUUGCAGGUGGAUCAGAAACAGAACCCAAGCUUCAUGAAGACCAGCAGGAGAAAGAUUUGUUUCAAAAGGAAGUGUGCAAACGGUUCUCUGAUGAUGGUGAAGAAUGUGUGCUUGCCAAAGUGAGCAUAAACACACAUGACCCUAAAGCACCAAGGGACGUGCUUUCAUCAUCCGGUGAUGAGGAUGACAUUUAUGGUUCUGCACUGCCUCAUUCCUUGUCAGAGACUAGUGUCACAGAAGGCAGCCCCAUUAAAAACACUGUCUCUUCCCAUAGUCUUGCAAAGAGCAGACAAGAAGAGGAAGACUUUCUAAAGUCUGAUCAGUUUGCAGAGAGCUGGAUGGGAUACAGUGGUCCUGGCUAUGGAAUCCUCAGCUUGGUUGUAUCAGAGAAGUAUAUCUGGUGCUUAGAUUUCAAAGGCAAUCUUUACUGCAGUCCUUUACCAAGUGCAGGCUUACGAUGGCAAAAAUUUGAAGAGGGUGUGCAGCAGGUGGCCGUUUCACCCACAGGAACUUUGCUUUGGAAGGUUGAACAGAAAUCUAAUAAAGCCUUUGCCUGCGGAAAAGUUACAAUAAAGGGUAAACGACAUUGGUAUGAAGCAUUGUCCCACGUGUCAUAUGUAGCACUAAGUGAUGAUACUGCUUGGAUUAUUCGAACCAAUGGGGAUGUCUAUCUGCAAACAGGCCUCAGUAUUGACCGCCCUUGUUCGAGAGCUGUGAAGAUUGAAAGCCAGAAUCAGCUGUCCCAGAUUGCAUGUAGAAAUAAUGUGGUUUGGGCACUGACAGAUCUUCGUACAGUUAUUUACAGGGAAGGAGUCAGCAGCUACUGUACUGAAGGGGAGCAAUGGAUCUCUGACCCUAUUAGUGAAAAACAAGGUCUGGAACUAGUGUGUAUAGCUUUAGGGGAUCAUCAGACAGCAUGGGCCUUGGACACCAAUGGGAAUCUGUGGUUCAGAACUGGAGUCACGUCCAAGAAUCCUCAAGGAGAAGAUGAACACUGGUGGCAAGUCAGUAUAACAGAUUAUGUGGUGUUUGAUCAGAACAGUUUAUUCCAAACAAUAAUCCAGGCCACACAGACUGUCGCAAAUGUAGCUCAAGCCCCAGUGGAGAGGGUAGCUGAUAAACUGCGUGUUGCAUUCUCAUCAGUGCAGCCUUCGAGUCAACCAAGUCUAAUCAGCAUCAAUAGUGGUGGUGUCUGGAUUACUUCUGGGAAAAAUGAAUUUCACGUAGCUAAAGGGAAUCUUAUAGGAAACUUUUUGUGGCUAGGCCAGAGCAACAAGGAUUUGUUUUGUAUCGAUGACCAGAAUCCUUAUUUCAGACCAUCUACUGUUCAACUUCCUCCUGAAACAGAGAUGGUUCAGUUUUCUGCUUGCCGAGAUGCGAUAUGGGCUUUGGACACAUGGGGGCGAGCUUUUAUCCGGACACUGUCAACUACAUGCCCCACAGGGAUGCAUUGGACAAAGCUGGAUUUGGCUCAGCUAGGUGCAGUAACUCUGGUCAGUUUAUCGUGUGGGAGUGAGCACAUAUGGGCAUGUGACACAAAUGGGCUGGUUUAUUUCCGUGUUGGGACUCAGCCUCUUAACCCAAGCAUGAUGUUACCUGCAUGGAUAACCAUUGAGCCUCCUGAAUUGCCCAUCGGAAUGCAUUUGGUUAGCUUACAUUCAAGUCCUAAUGACCGAAUGCUAUGGACUAUUGAUAACAAAGGGAAUGUUCAUGUCCGACUUGGAAUUACAGAUGAAAUGCCAGUAGGAACCAAUUGGGAGCAAGUACCAGGUUUACAAGCAAGUCAGCUGACGGUCAGUUCAAGAACUGUGUGGGUUCGGUGUCCAAAUGGAGAUAUUGCACGCCGAUAUGGUAUCACAGAUAAAAAUCCUGCUGGAGAUUACUGGAAAAAAGUUCCUGGGAACAUGACUUGUUUAACAGCUACUUCCUUUGAUGAACUCUGGGCAGUUGAUCCCGCUGGGUCUCUACUUCAGCGUCUCACAAAGACAUUUAGGCACUGUGAUUCUUCAGCAAAGCCUAGUAUUGGUACUUUUUCUGCUCAUUCAGAGGACUUUGAAGAUGAAUGGGAGGUGAUAUGAAAGGCACCUUGUUUUUGUCUCAUGGAAGAUCAUUUUACAUUAUUUGCUGUAUACAGUAUACACUAAAAUAUUUGUUUACAUUUCUUAAAAAUAUACUAGUAAUAUUUUUAACAUUUUAAUUUAUUAUACCUUUAAAAUCAGAGGACUUCAGUGGACCCGAGGCUCCUUAAAAACUAGCACAUUUUGGUUAGUUUUAUAAUGUAGCAUUAAACUUCUCUAACAAUAAUGUACUCAGUUGCAUGUUUAAAAUCUCGUCUAUAAUUUUUGCUGCUUACCUCUUUGUGUUUACAGAUUAUCAUCAUCAAAAUUUGUACUAUGAAAGCAUGGCAAGACAGAUCAGUGACUUAGAAGCAAGCCUAAUUUUAGGAAUAUUUAUGGGCUUACUUUUAUUUUAUAUUCCUUUUUGUUGUUGUUGUUCCUAGACUGUAUAAAGGCUUCCUUUCUUUGAUUUGGGUGUGCCAUUUCCCCAGUGGCAUACUAUACUGUCUAAUAUCCAAAGAUGUUGAGAAACCAUACAUUUCAUAUGCUUGCCAUGAAUAGUGGUAACGUUGGUAUAUUGCAGAUGCUAUUUUUGUGAAUAAGAUGUAUAUUAACGUAGAACUAAUGCACUAGCACUAUUUCAUCAUUGUCAAUGAAGUCUGUAUGAGAUAAAAUGAGACAGCAAGCUUUGGCACAAAUUGAAAUCGAUUGUUACAGUUAUGCUUUUAGUUAAUAAGUUUAUUUUGUUCUUAUUUUGUUCUCACAGUGACUGAAAACAGAAUUGUACUACAUAGAAUCUGAUGUCUUUAUUUUCAUUAGAAGCACUAGUUUUAAUAUUGAAGAGACUUAUGCAUGUAAUCAGAAACAUUUAUGUGCCACAGUACUUCCUUGCAAAUGACAGCAUGUGAAAUGUAAUAUCGGCUGUUUACUGUCAGCAUACAGCUACUUGCUGAUGUGCCCUUGCUGACAUCUUUUAUCUGUAACUAUGAGAUGUACUGACUGAAAUAGCUGUUGCAGUAUUCUUUACUAAUAGGUUAUCACCACUGAUGUCCAGCCAGGGUACCAAAGCUUUACCGUCCCAGGAUUAAAUGUAUGACAUCAGCUCACAAGCAGAUGGUUAGGUAAAGUACACAUACAAGCUAAUUCCUCAGACUGUCUCACCUCCAUCCCAAACGCAGGUCGCUUCUCAGUUGGACUGAGUGGUGUUUGGUCAUUGGAACCAUUGCUUCAAAUUAUCAGAUAAAUGCCCCAUUGGGGAACCUUCCUUUACCUUUUUAAUCUAUCUUGCCUUAUCAUUAUUAAAUGUCAGCCAGGAGGAGUAAAUGUGUGUGUGGUAGGCAAAUCCCAUACAAAGACUUGCAUAGCCAGUGCCUUUUUUGCUUAGGAGUAGAACACUACUACAAGACCUGUUCCAUUUACCAAUCUUUUGUACCUAAGACCUUGAGGUCUCAUCCUCACUCAACACCUUUUUAGCAGACCCAACAUUUGGAAUGUAUGGCCAAAGGCCAAAGUCAAAGAUGGAUAACUCCACAUCCCAGAUAUACCUGCACCCCUUAAGAAAAAGCCUAAAAGGCCUAGGCUGGACACUGUCAAUUCUGACAUAUCUGCUUUUUUAAGCUGUGUCGUAUAGUCAUUCAAAGGUGCACAAAGACAUUUAUCUGUAUUAUUUAAAGGAUGGUUUAUCAGCACAUGCAGUUAUAACAUCACAGAUCACUACUUUAUAAUGCCUAGACUGUAAUGUUCACCUACUAAAAUGUACUAUAAAAAUAAGCAGGUUAUGUAGUAAUUAUUAGAAAAAAUAAAACCAGGUUUAAACCUUAUGACUUAA
This is a messenger RNA of Protopterus annectens (West African lungfish), 6116 nucleotides long. RefSeq names its product tectonin beta-propeller repeat containing 2 (gene TECPR2). Lineage: Eukaryota; Metazoa; Chordata; Ceratodontiformes; Protopteridae. Gene Ontology annotation, molecular function: protein binding. The record is from RefSeq and is a predicted model, not a curated record.